Messenger RNA from Tetrahymena thermophila SB210, 909 nucleotides. RefSeq names its product DNA polymerase delta C4-type zinc-finger protein. NCBI's taxonomy places the organism in Eukaryota, Ciliophora, Oligohymenophorea, Hymenostomatida, Tetrahymenidae. Gene Ontology annotation, molecular function: calmodulin binding. The record is from RefSeq and is a predicted model, not a curated record. The transcript has 7 exons.
AUGGCUGCAAACAGAUUAAAUAAAUAUUUAAACCAAUCUUAUCAAGAGGAAGAAAGCAUCUAUAAUAUCAUUCCUCCUGAACCUGUCGCUAUUUUUAAAUCACGUCGUUAUCAUUCUCGCUAUCCCUCUUCCAUAGAUCCCACAGGUUCUACUUUUGGUCAUUAAAAUACAACAAAGCCUGGAAUUUCAAAUUUAGCUGGAGAUUUUUACUCACCUGACUUAGGUCAUUAGAGAAGAAAUAGAGGUGUUUCGUUUGGAUCUCCACCAAAAAAGAGUUAGCAAUCUCCAUCAAAUUAUUUGAGAAAAGGAGAAGGAACAUCAGUUGGAACAAUUCUUAGGCUACCAUAAAUAAAUUAAUCAGUUAAUAAAAAUGAAGUAUCAUUCUAGUCUGCUCUCAAUUAAAGUUAUAUAAUCAAUUAAAAAUGCAAUUCAAGAAAUCCAUCUGUACCAAAAAGGGAGGAAUGUCCGUAUUCCGUGGUUCCUUAAAAGAAAAGUUAUGUUUUAUAAAAUAUAGUUCAAAAUAUUUUGUCAUCUCCACCAAAAAAUGAACCUCAUUAAGAUUGGUUGAAGAAAAAAAAUUAUGGAAAGAUUCCAUUGUAUUUAAGUCGUUUGAAAGAGUAAACAUAGCAGGAAUAUGAAACUCUUAAGAAUUUCAUUGACCAAGAGGAAGCGAUUAAAAAAAGUUAAGUAUACGAAAUACCUCAAGAGGAAUUACAACAAUUGAGGUCCGGAUUAAAAGAAAGAUGGAAUGAACUCAAUUCGGAAUAUUAAAAGACUUCUCAUAAAUCUAAAUUAGAUACUCUAUCGAAGGUUUAAAAGAGAUUAAAUUUAGAAUAGCAGUUAUCAUAAAUAGAAAAAGAUAUAGAAUUAUUAAAUAAAAAAAGGAUUGUAGUUGAUGUAACUAAAUGA